CCGCCAGCACAACGCCAGCUGCCCGGCCGGGGGCCGGCCGGCCGCCGACAAGAGGUUCCGGCUGCCCGUCAACCUGCGCAGCGCCUCGCCGUGGGCCUACAGAAUUUCCUAUGAUCCCACAAGAUAUCCUAAAUACAUUCCCGAAGCAUACUGUCUGUGCAAAGGCUGCCUCAUGGGGAUCUUUGGGGAGGAGAAUUUUCACUUCCGCAGCACCCCUGUGUACAUGCCAACAGUCAUCCUCCGUCGCACGUCGUCGUGUGCUGGGGGCCGUUACAUCUACACAGAAGAUUACGUCACUAUCCCAGUGGGCUGCACUUGUGUACCUGAGCAAGAAAAAGAGGCCGAAAGCGUAAAUUCCAGCAUAGAUAAGCAAGAAAUGAAGUUGCUGGUAAGCCAGAACAAGCCGUCAUCAGAAUGAAGAAUAUAUAAAGAGUCGUGUUAACAGUACUGGCUUCACAUCAUCAUUUUACCACCUCAGGAAACUGCACCACGGCAUCAAACACAUUGACUUACCCUCUUUUUCUACUUACAGUUAUUUCAGUUAUAAGAUGGAAAGUUUUGU
This is a messenger RNA of Nipponia nippon (crested ibis), 562 nucleotides long. NCBI's taxonomy places the organism in Eukaryota, Metazoa, Chordata, Aves, Pelecaniformes, Threskiornithidae. The record is from RefSeq and is a predicted model, not a curated record.